ACAGUUGAGCCAUUAGAUGUUCUACAUGCCGCUUAGUUAUCUGUUGCAAGUUGUUUAGUGCGGAACAUUACUUUACAUUUGGUUGACGUGGAAAAAACAUAAAAGCAAUAGAGCACUUUUUAUUAUUAUUACUAUUUUUUUGCCUUUUUUUUUUUUGUUGUUUUUCAAACGAAAUUAAAUAAAACGGAGCGAGUGUGUGUGCGCGUGUUUGAUUUUUGUAAAGUGAGGUUAAAAGGCAAUGGCUACACCAGCUGAGCUUGCUCGCCUUAUUGACCUGCAUUUAGAUGAUUUACGUGACACGGAACCCAAAUGGUGUGUAGGUCAUUCCGAAGUGGCCGGUCGUGGUGUUUUCGCUACCGCAGACAUACCAGAAGGGGAAAUAUUAUUCCGUGAACGUGCUUUAGUUGUCGGACCGACAGCACGCAAAGGCUCAAUAUUGAAUACGUGCGUGUGUUGUCAUAAAUUGCUACCGGUCAAGGAUUUCCUUUGCAAACGUAAUUGCACGUUGCCUGUAUGUGAUGUAUGUUCCGAUUCCCAAAUACAUCGCGGCGAAUGCGAUUGGUUUAUACGUUGGCAGCCUAUGGAUUUAAUAAAGGAUGAUAGCUCCAUGACUGUUAAUCCUAUGUCAUUGCGCAUACUCACCGCUAUACGAGUUUUUCUAUUAAACACUAAUCAGCGUGCUUUAGUCAAUGCGAUGCAAGCGAACGCUGACCGCGGCUAUCGUCAGGAAAUUAUUAAAGCUGCGCAAUGUUUUCGCAAAUUUCCAACCACUGAUAAAACCUUUAUGGAUAAUUUAUUUCGCGUUGUCGGUGUUCUCAAUACAAAUGCAUUUGAGGCUCCCUGCCGUAAAGGUGAUCAUGACACCUUGGUUCGCGGCUUAUUUCCAUUGACGGCCAUAAUGAAUCACGAGUGCACACCGAACGCUAGUCAUUAUUUUGAUAAUGGAACUAUGGCCGUAGUACGGGCUGCACGUUUCAUUCCUAAAGGUGCCGAAAUAACAACUACAUAUACAAAAAUCUUAUGGAGUAAUGUUACACGAUGCAUAUUUUUGAAAAUGACAAAAGGAUUUAUAUGUGAUUGUAGUCGUUGUAAUGAUAAUACAGAAAAUGGCACUUAUUUGGCGGCUUUACUUUGCCGAGAACCGAAAUGUAAGGGACUGGUGUUGCCCAUUCAAACGAAGACUCUGCAACCAGAUUGGCAUUGUCUAACUUGCAAUACGAUAUUUCCUCAUGCUAAAAUGGCUCGCUAUCAGGAUUUUGCCUUAAAUACAAUUAAUAAUCGGAUCAAUACAAGCAGUGUCAGUGAUAUGAUUACAUUUAUUAAUGAAAUGUGCCCGAAAUUUUGUCCACCAUCCAAUUACGUUUUGGUUGAGGCGAAAUUGAAUGUUAUCUGGCGUAUGUCACGUUUCAAUAAAGAUGAAUAUACCGAAGAGCAAAAACAACAUCGCGAUCGUUAUCGCGUAGAAAUUUUAGAGAUAUUGAAGAAAUUGGGAGCGGGUGACUGUACUUUAAGAAAAUUGAUAAUGGAAGAAAUACAAUGAAAUUAAAAUGAAAUAAAUAAUUAACUGGCAGUAUUUCAUUAGCUGUGUAUGGUUUUAGUACAAAAACAAAAACAAAAUGAAAGCAAGCAAAUAAAUAAAGAAUCAAAUUUUAUU
This is a messenger RNA of Glossina fuscipes, 1654 nucleotides long. It is a transcript of the gene SmydA-8, whose product is annotated as SET domain-containing protein SmydA-8. Gene Ontology annotation, molecular function: protein binding. The transcript has 2 exons. The record is from RefSeq and is a predicted model, not a curated record. NCBI's taxonomy places the organism in Eukaryota, Metazoa, Arthropoda, Insecta, Diptera, Glossinidae. Bases 239 to 1540 code for a protein of 433 amino acids.